UACUAAAUGCUGCCCUUUGGAAGGACUCCUUUCACUCUGGAGACAACUUCAGUGUGGAAGAGGCAGAGAACGCAGCACAUUCAUUCGGGAAAGGAUAAAGAGCUCCUUUCUGUGUGCCGUUGCGUAAGCCGUCUGUGGCUCUUUCAGACCCGGCCCUGAAAUUUCAGAAGGACCAUGGCGAAGAAGAGAGUGGCCAUUAUAGGAGGCGGCUCCAGCGGACUUUGCAGCGUCAAAUGCUGCUUGGAUGAAGGCCUGGAGCCUGUCUGCUUUGAGAGCAGCGAUGAUAUCGGGGGACUCUGGCGGUUCAAGGAGAAUCCUGAAGAAGACAGAGCCAGCAUUUACAAAUCUGUGAUCAUCAACACCUCCAAAGAGAUGAUGUGCUUCAGUGACUACCCCAUCCCAGAUGACUACCCCAACUACAUGCCCAACUCCAAGAUCAUGGAAUACUUCCGGCAGUACGCCAAGCAUUUUGACCUUCUGAAGUACGUCCGCUUCAGGACUAAAGUCUGCAGUGCGACAAGGCGCCCAGAUUUUGCUAGCACCGGCCAGUGGGAUGUUGUCGUAGAGACUGAUGGAAAACAGGAGUCAUCGAUUUUUGAUGCAGUCAUGGUUUGCACUGGCCACCACACCACUGCACACAUGCCACUGGACACUUUUCCAGGGAUAGAAAAAUUCCAAGGACGCUACUUCCACAGCCGUGAUUACAAGGACCCUAACGAGUUCACAGGAAAGAGAGUCAUCGUGAUCGGCAUCGGGAACUCAGGCGGGGACCUUGCUGUGGAGAUCAGCCACACGGCAGAACAGGUCUUCCUCAGCACUCGCCGAGGGGCGUGGAUCUUGAAUCGUGUCGGUGACAAAGGCUACCCAGGAGAUGUGGUGUUUUCCACCCGUUUCAAUCUGUUGUUGAAGCAGUUUUUGCUCCCGUACAUCGUAAACAACUGGGUGGAAAACAGGCUGAAUGAAAGAUUUAACCAUUCUCACUAUGGCCUGAAGCCUCAACACAGAUUCCUCAGCCAGCAUCCAACUAUCAAUGAUGAGCUGCCAAACCGAAUCAUUUCCGGGAAAGUUCAAGUGAAACCGAACAUCAAAGAAUUAACCGAAAGGGCUGCCAUCUUUGAAGACGGCUCAAAGGAAGAAGAUAUAGAUUUUAUCGUGUUUGCCACGGGAUACAGUUUCUCUUUCCCCUUCCUUGGGAAUGCCCUCCCAGUAACUAAUAACCAGGUCACCUUGUAUAAAUUCGUCUUCCCACCUCACUUGGAGAAGCCGACCCUGGCUAUCAUUGGCCUCGUCCAGCCUCUGGGGGCCAUCAUGCCCAUUUCAGAAAUGCAGGCCCGCUGGGCAUCUCGCGUGUUUAAGGGGCUUGAAACGCUACCUUCAGAAAGCGAAAUGUUAUCAGAUAUCACGGCAAAGAAAACAGCCAUGGAAAAACGGUACGUGAGGAGCCCUCGCCACACCAUCCAAGUGGAUUACAUCGAGUACAUGGACGAGCUGGCCUCUCAGAUCGGGGUGAAGCCCAGCAUCGGGUCGCUGUCCCUCACCAAUCCCAAGCUGGCCUGGGAGGUUCUCAUGGGGCCCUGCACACCCUUUCAGUACCGCUUGCAAGGGCCGGGCAAAUGGUCCGGAGCCAGAAAAGCUAUCCUGACCCAGCAAGACCGGAUCAUCAAGCCCCUGAGGACAAGGCCGACUGACAACUCUGCCGGAGGUGGAUUGCUGUCCUUGGUGUUCAAGAUGGCUGGCUUGGCCGUGGCUGUCUUCGCCGUCGUCUGCACAUUCUUUUAGGCGCCAAAGAGCCCCCUUCGUUAAAGACUAGGGUUGCCAACCCCCAGGUGGUAGCUGGAGA
Gekko japonicus is the source of this 1840-nucleotide messenger RNA. RefSeq names its product dimethylaniline monooxygenase [N-oxide-forming] 5-like. NCBI's taxonomy places the organism in Eukaryota, Metazoa, Chordata, Lepidosauria, Squamata, Gekkonidae. The record is from RefSeq and is a predicted model, not a curated record. The transcript has 9 exons. Gene Ontology annotation, molecular function: NADP binding; N,N-dimethylaniline monooxygenase activity; flavin adenine dinucleotide binding. The coding region runs from base 175 to 1779 and encodes 534 amino acids.